AUUUUGGCUGUAAAACAUGAUACUCGACUUACGCGAAAAUCCGAGUUACGCGAAUGUCUCCCGAACGCAUUAUUCACGUAACUCAGGAAAGACUGUAUAGUCUAAACUCACUGGUUGAACUUUGAUUCCCUGCCAACUAUUGAAUAUGUGCUUUUUAGUUGGCAAAAACAUGGAAAACCAUACCAAAAAUUUAUGAUUUUUUUCUCGGCAAGCCAGGAGAUUUUUGUGAAAUUUUCAAAAACCGGUACAAACGCAUGCUUUUUAAUUGAACUGUCAGCCAAAUAUCGAGCGUUCGACUAAAAAUCACGCAAACUAAAAAGCGUUGAACUAUUUAUUUCUGACUGCAUUUAAUAAUAUACUCACCCACACCAUCAAGCGACCGUCCCACAAUGUGGCAAACCAUUUCUAUAGCUUUUCUACGGUGUAGUUGUCAAUUCGUUCGGGAUAAGUCCAAUACAGGCGGUCCCCGAGAUACACGGUUAAUGGGGACCGAAAACGGCCGCAAAAUACCGCGUAUCUCGAAUUUCCGCGUAAGUCGAAUCUCGUGAUUUCCUGCUAAAAUAUCACAAAUUUUUGUGUAAUUUUGCAAGUAGGGGGCGGUUUUAGUCACUUUAUGAAUUAUUUGAUAUGAUUCUGACUGAAAAUAACUGUUUUAAACCUUUUGAAAUAGUUUUUAACAUUCGAUCAAAACGGAAAUUAUUUGGCAAUUUGAAAUUGAUGUGUCAAAUCAGUACAAUUUGCUCAAAGAAUUGUCAAAUUUAGAAAACCGCGUAUCUCCGAAUCCGCGUAUAAGAGGUGCCGUGUAUCUCGGGGACCGCCUGUAUACAGGUGGACCCACUUGUACCGACUUUGCUCAAUACUGUACGUAACCAAGGUAACAAACUACUGGCAAACAAAUAAACAUAUUGAAGAAAGCAGUCUAACUCCGUUAACUGUGGGAUAUAGAUAUAUCUAGAAUAUUAGUUUUCGAAACGCAUUAGAAAAACAUGGAAGAUGUUAACAAUAACUCAUCGGCACGAUCCUAUUCAGACCGUCCUGCAUCCCGAAGAGGUUUAGGUCCAACUAACAAUCUAUUUGCUUCAAAUAACACAACCACCUCAGCAACGCCUAGCCCUGUUGCCAUCAUAAGACCCGGAACUGCUUUGAAACCACCUUCUGCAUUGCGCUCUGGAACUGCAAGUAGGCUCUUGGCAAAUAAUGGAAUUUCUAUGAUUUCGUCGACAUCCCAACGCAUUGGAACAGCUUUAGGAAAUGCUGGAAAUCGAAUGGCAGACCGUCCAAUUACACAGCAUGGCAUCAGUGGCCUUUCGACGUCUUACGGACGUCUUGGAACUGCUGUUAGUAGUAAUCGUCAAAUUAAAGACAAACGCUACUGGCAAGCAUUAUUACAAAGCAAAAUUCAAGAAAUCAAUCAAGAAACAACAAAGAUUUUGAAGGAAAAAAAGUUUCUCGAUCGUGAACGAUCAGCUAGAAAGCUGUACGAGAAACGUGUAAAAGAAGCUGCAAAAGAAUUGACAAACCUACAAUCCACCCUAACGUCGAUGAAUUUAGCUUUGGACAACUGUACAUCGGGUAUGACACGGCAACAUCUAUUAAACGAAACGGUAGCAUUACGAGAACGCAACGAGCACAUUCAAGAACAGUUGGAGGUCAUUUUCAAGCAGCGACAACAAAAAGACAUCGAAAACAAGGCACUGGAACGAAAUACAGAACAGGAGAAAAAUAAGGUGAUUGAAAUGAUCAAUUCGCUACCAGAAGAGGAUCAGCACAAAUAUCGGGAAUACAAAGCUUUGUCGGAAAAUCUUCGCAAACAGAAUGCCAUUUACCAUAGCCAGAUAAGCGAGAUGGAAAAACAAAAGGACAGACUUAACACAAUGAUUAUGAACUCACAAUCUCGUUCUGAAGCACAUCGUCUAAAAUCAAAGUUGAAAGAAUUGCUAAACAAACGAAAUGCUUUACGAGAAGAGGAAAACAAUCGCCUCUCGCCAGCUCAGGAGCGCGAAAAACUAAUCAACGAUGUACGAUCCAACAACCAGGCGCUAGCUAGUAUUGGCAAGCAACUAAAGAUCGUUGAAGAUCAAUUGAUAGAAAAAAAAGAAACAUUACAGCAGAUCGACCAAGAUCUUGAAGAAGGAAACUCCGAGCGCCAUGUAAAGUACAAGGAACUUAAAAAACGAGAUGAUGUAAUGUCAGCAUUUAUGGACAGUUUUAAAAGCAACAUGAAUCAGGAACAGCAAUGUAUAGAUACGCUGAAAAAUCAAAUCACGUAUGCUAUUGAGCAAAUUACAAUGCAAGGAAUCAACAUGAACGGGAUGUAUGAUGCGAAACUAGAAGGAAACGGAUUUACAUCUAAGAAUGAUCUUAAUUCUCACUCGGGACUGAUGAAGGAAUACAAAAAACUUGGCAUACAACUCAAGCAACUCCAAAUAUUGGAAAAACGUACAGUGCAGCAAAUGAAUUCUCUACGCCAGGAAGAAACAGAAGCUCUGCAAAGUAUUCAAAAGUAUGCUAACUUGGAAAUACCUCGAUCCGAGGCAAUUGCAAAAAUGAAUGAGCUUACCACCAUUCUGCAAGAGAUGGAAGAUAAAAAACGUGUUACAGAAAAUGUGGUCGAUGAAGCUCGCAAUAGAAAUCAUGAGAUAAAGAUUAAUCUGAAAAGUAACGAUACAUAUCGACAAAUUUCUCAUCUUGAAGAUAAGCUGAUAGAUUUAAUGAAGGACAAUAAAGUGCUUCAAGAAACAGUGAAAAACAUACAGCAGGAAAACGACUACUCCAAAAUACGUACUGAAGUGCAUGAAUUAGUAAAUGAACACAAUACUCUUUUAAUUUUGUAAAUUUAAAUUCGACAGUGUUUCUUUCCGGAGGACUCAAACAAACAACCCCAAAAUCAUGAUUAAAUCGAUAUCAAAUAUUAUUCUUCUUCUUCUUUGGCUCAACAACCGAUGUCGGUCAAAGCCUGUCUGUACCACUUGUGGGCUUGGCUUUCAGUGACUUAUUGAUUUGCCCCCAUGGCAGGAUAAUCAGUCCUACGUAUGGCGGCACAGUCCAUUUGGGGAUUGAACCCAUGACGGGCAUGUUGUUAAGUCGUGCGAGUUGCCGACUGUACCACGAGACCCGCUAAAAAUAUUAUUUUUAUAUUAUACAGGACAUAUUAUUACAAUUGUAUCAAUCCCUGUUCAAAAUAAAUAUUUACUUACAAUUAUUGCUCGAUGGUAAA
Messenger RNA from Anopheles coluzzii, 3217 nucleotides. Its product is annotated as intraflagellar transport protein 74 homolog. Gene Ontology annotation, biological process: intraciliary transport involved in cilium assembly; cilium assembly. The transcript has 5 exons. Gene Ontology annotation, cellular component: cilium; centrosome; intraciliary transport particle B. Gene Ontology annotation, molecular function: beta-tubulin binding. Bases 987 to 2834 code for a protein of 615 amino acids. The record is from RefSeq and is a predicted model, not a curated record. Lineage: Eukaryota; Metazoa; Arthropoda; Insecta; Diptera; Culicidae.